AUUCAGUCGUUGCAUCCCGCCAGUAAUAGCAUAUUAUUCGAUAAAUCGGUUUCUAGUUUAAAAUGCUAUCAAGCUAUUGAAUUUUAGAAUUUUGGAAAGUGAAAAACCCGACUGGAAGAUUUUGACUAUUCAGGAUAAUUUUUCGGAUAAUUGAAAAACUGAUCCAGCAUAAAGAGAAAUAUAAUAAGACUUCAUCGAAAUUAGCCGAAUUAAACAAGAAUGGAAUAAAAGAAGUGAAGAAAUAGAACAAAAUAUACAAAGAGAAAAUAACGCUAAGACUCAUUUAGUGUUCAGUAAAUGAAAAACAUGAGUAAUCGAUUGCGAUUAAUAUCCUUAAUUCUUCUCAUUUUCUGUUCUUCAAUCAACUGUAAAAGAAGUGAACAAAAAUGCGAAGAAAUCACAAUUCCUCUCUGCGUUGGAAUAGGUUACAAUUUUACAAAAAUGCCAAACCAGUUCAAUCACAUGAGUCAACAUGAAGCUGGUCUGGAGGCUCACCAAUUUAUCCCUCUGGUGAAAAUUGAUUGCUCUCCAUAUUUAAAAUUUCUUUUAUGCUCUAUGUAUGUUCCAAUUUGCCUGAAAAAUUAUCAUAAACCUUUACCAGCUUGCCGGAGUGUUUGUUUAAAAGCUCGAAGAGGAUGUGAACCUAUUAUGGAAAGGUAUGGAUUCUUCUGGCCGAAGAGAAUGGAUUGCAACAAAUUACCUGUCCACGGAGACACCAAAAACCUGUGCAUGCCAUACAACGUAACAGAGCCACGCAGGAAACCCGAAAACUGUCCGUGCAGGUGCAGUGGUUCCUAUGUUCCAAUAACCAGUAAAAGGAGUAUUUUAUAUAACCAAGUGCGCACUGGAGGAGUUUUAAAUUGUGCUGAAUCGUGUCAUUCUGCUUUUUUUAAGGAUGACGAAAAAACUUUUGCUUCAUUUUGGAUAGGCUUAUGGGGAGCCCUUUGUUGUAUUUCCACCCUCAUGACGGUCAGUACGUUUCUCGUCGAUAGAGAUCGUUUUCGUUACCCUGAGAGACCAAUUGUUUUUUUGUCGGCGUCCUAUUUACUUGUUUCUAUUGGAUACUUAAUUCGGUUAAUUGUUGGACACGAAAAGAUUGCAUGCGAUGGAAAUGUAUUAAGAUAUGGUUCUACUGGUCCAGCUUUAUGCACAGCCGUUUUCUUUCUUACAUACGCUGGAGCAAAUGCUGCCUCUGUUUGGUGGGUUAUACUUACUUUCACCUGGUUCCUUGCCGCAGGUAUUAAAUGGGGUCAGGAAGCGAUAUCGAGUUACUCUACUUAUUUCCAUAUAACGGCAUGGUUCAUUCCAAUUGCUCAAACCAUUGCUGUUCUCUCAUUGUCUUUGAUCGACGGAGAUCCAGUUGCUGGCAUUUGCUCUGUUGGUAAUACUUCUUUAGCUUCAUUUAGAGGUUUUCUCCUUGCGCCUCAACUCGUCUACUUGAUGCUCGGAUCUGUCUUUCUUCUAGCUGGUUUUAUGUCAUUAUUUAGAAUACGAUCCGUCAUCAAAGCUCAAGGACGUUCUAGAACUGAUAAACUUGAGAAAUUAAUGAUCAGAAUUGGAGUGUUUAGCGUCCUCUAUACAUUGCCAGCAGCCACUGUAAUAGGUUGUUUAUUCUACGAAGAAAGAGAACGGCUGAAUUGGCAGAGGUCAAUUAAUUGCGACUGUAUUAAGAGGAAGCAACCAGAUUUCUCAGUGUUUAUGCUUAAAUAUUUUAUGCAACUAGUUGUAGGUACGACUUCCGGAUUUUGGAUUUGGACUAGUAAGACCUUAGACAGUUGGAGAAAAUGUUUAACUCAUGCCUUCUGCUGGAGAAGACGAAGGGAAUUAAGAGAAGGAAGUGUACGAAGUGAAGCAAAAUACGCCCCCUAUCGUGCUAAUCAAGUAAAAUUGUUAACGCCUUUAACGAACGUUUGA
Messenger RNA from Dimorphilus gyrociliatus, 1914 nucleotides. Lineage: Eukaryota; Metazoa; Annelida; Polychaeta; Dinophilidae. The record is from the annotation of a GenBank genome assembly.